ACAAUCCCGACUGCCAGUGUAAGUGUAGCUUCCAGCCCGCUCGGCGCGCCGACUCCGAGCUUCAGCUCCAGUCGUGGCUCGCGGCUCUCUCCGAUUUCUCCGUCUGAUCUGGUCUUCGGGGACGUACGAUUCGGAGCGCGAAGUCGAGAAGACGAAAUCGCGACGCGUUCCGUUCCGUUCCCUCCGCUCGCCGGGAAUCUCGGAAUGGAGGAGGAAGAUCUCCGGCCAAUUCGCUCGCUUCGCCGGCCGCCGGACGUGAUGGUGGAACCGUCGAGGCUCGCGCGUUCCCCGUCGCGCUUGCGCGUCGCGAUUGCACUUGCGGUGGUUUGGGGAGCGAUCGGAGCCGCUUCCGUCGUCGUGCCGAGCACCAACUGCUACGCGCUCGAUAAUACCAGCCGCCUCGUUGAUUUCAGUAGCUGGAUUGGCCAUGUGUUCGAAUACGAGGAGAAGGAAGAAGACUUGGUGGUCCGGUUUUGCAAAGAUGUGGAGACUCGGUCCAAUCUGGGCUUUGUGGCUUUUGGUCGAUUUGACAAGUUCAAUCACUUUACUGCUGGUUCAGGACAUAUCGAUUUUGUUCAACGCUUUUACAAUGGUGACCUGAGAAAUUGUGAGAAGAGCUAUGACAAAAUGGGACGGACAGCUCAGGUGAAUAUAAUUUGCGGGAGUUGUUCAAAAAGCCAAUGCAAAGGUGAACUUGGAUGCAUAUGCAAUGUUACCUACGAGUCUACGUGCAGAGUUCUCGUAGAACUUGCCAUUCCAUGUGAGGAUCAGGGUCCUCGGGUGUUUGAGGGAUUUACUGUUGGUUUUCAUCCACGGUCUUGGGAAAUUGUUUAUAAUGGCCUGACUCAGCCUGGUUUUGAGAAAUCUUAUCCUGAUUUCAGUUUUAGGUCAGAGCAGACCCAUGUAGCCCUUUACAUGACUGCUAUCAGUUCCCACUCUAAUUUGGUGCAAAAACCUAUUGUCAAGGUUUUCCCAGAAAACGGAUUGGAUGUCAAGUUAUCUGGAUCAGCGAUGACAGGCAGAUAUCCCACAACUUUGUCUCCAACAACUCUAAUUUUGGACUGGAGAUGUGAGACACCCCGUGAUUCUCCAUAUGAAGUUGAAAUCACGGUACCUGUGGACAGUUAUGAACCUGUUCAUUUUACACUUUCCAAAAUAUGUGAACAUAGGCAGGACGCAGGAGGAGAUGCUGUAGGAGGAUGGGCUGUAUUUGGGAUCCUAUCUUGCAUAUGCAUUAUUUUGUCAACUGUGCUCUGCAUUGGAGGGUUUGUCUACAAGGUACGGGUGGAACAUCAGCGUGGACUUGAUGCAUUGCCCGGUAUAACCAUUCUAUCUGCUUGCCUAGAAACUGCGAGCGGUGGGAGGAGCGGUUAUUCGCGAGCAGAGGAAAUAAACAGUGCCUUCACUAAUCAAGCCUCUUGGGAACAACCACAGGAUUAUGACUAUGCAGCAAAGAAAUCAAGUGGAAGGGCAUAUGGUUCGUUUAACCGUAUUCACUAAGUCCACAAAUUGUAUAUUGUGCGACCUGUUUUUCUUCUCUUAGUAACACGAAGUAAAUGAUUUGUCAAUAUCUUUUCUCAUCACAAAAUUCAAGCAUGAUCGCUUUGAGUUUGUAUCUCGAGUGUGUUCAAAAUUUCUCUCUCUUCCAUUCCA
Molecule: messenger RNA, 1653 nt
Organism: Eucalyptus grandis
Lineage: Eukaryota; Viridiplantae; Streptophyta; Magnoliopsida; Myrtales; Myrtaceae
Exons: 17
Coding region: 205-1500 (431 amino acids)
Source: RefSeq, a predicted model, not a curated record